AUGUUGGUAGAAGAGGUCCCCAAACAAAACGAUAAAAACAGCCUGACUAUAUAUUUCCUGUCGCUGAUCAACCUACUGGCACGGCCUGCAGCAAAACACUAUGAUCCCAACGCUGCCGAGGAUGUAAACAGAAACACAAAGAACCGUCCAAAAGUGAACUAUAACUUGACGGAUCUUCUAAAUGCUCAAACACAGGCAAACUACAGCAACGGAACGAUUACCAGUGGUAACUUCAAGUCGCUGCAGCAGCUUCAACUCGAGAAACUCAUUGUGAAGAGGUUGGGAGAGCUUUCUAAGGAGACUCCAAACUCCAACUUCGAGAUUCCAAAAACUUUUGGAUACACAAGUAUACACACGGGGCCCUCGGGAGGAAAGAAGGUCCGCUUGGGUAAUACCCCCUCGACCAAGAAGAUUCUCGCAGCCAGGAGAAACUUGAACUCGUACUUUGAGGAAGAGAAGAACCUUAUAUCGAUCAACACGAUUCUCGGCGUGAAUUUCUCCUUUGCUGAACAGAACGAUGAGCUACUACAGGGAAGUUCGAAGAAAAGACAUCUGUUGUAUCUGCGGUAA
Molecule: messenger RNA, 570 nt
Organism: Candidozyma duobushaemuli
Lineage: Eukaryota; Fungi; Ascomycota; Pichiomycetes; Serinales; Metschnikowiaceae
Exons: 2
Coding region: 1-570 (189 amino acids)
Source: RefSeq, a predicted model, not a curated record